This is a messenger RNA of Bombina bombina (fire-bellied toad), 2426 nucleotides long. RefSeq names its product kelch like family member 8 (gene KLHL8). Bases 151 to 1947 code for a protein of 598 amino acids. The transcript has 10 exons. Gene Ontology annotation, molecular function: protein binding. The record is from RefSeq and is a predicted model, not a curated record. Lineage: Eukaryota; Metazoa; Chordata; Amphibia; Anura; Bombinatoridae.
GGUACUGGACGUAGAAGCAGCAGCUGCUGCUAGAUCUGCUAAGCAAGGUAGAAGGUUUAUCUGCCGCUGGGUGUGACAAUGGCUGCAUACGUUGGAUUGACACACUGAUAUGAAGACGUUGCUGAACAGUGGGACGUAUUGGUGUUGCAGAUGGAGUCUGAUGCUAUCCAUGCAGAAACCAAAUCUCAGCAAGUAAAAGGAAAGCGGCUGCACCAUCAGGACAAAUCGUUCUCCAGUGAUGGAGAUGGUGACGGACCCUUUAUCUUUGAGGCUAACGAGGCCUGGAAGGAUUUCCACAGGUCGCUCCUUAAUUUUUAUGAAGUCGAGAGUUUGUGUGAUGUGACCCUUAAGGUUGGUUCUAAGCUGAUCCCAUGCCAUAAACUCGUACUAGCAUGCGUGAUCCCGUAUUUCCGUGCCAUGUUCCUCUCAGAUAUGGCAGAAGCAAAGCAAACGCUGAUCGAGAUCCGUGAUUUUGAUGGUGAUGCCAUAGAAGACCUAGUAAGGUUCGCUUACUCGUCCAGGGUGACUUUGACUGUAGACAAUGUACAACCCCUUUUGUAUGCUGCCUGCAUCCUUCAAGUGGAAUUGGUUGCCAAGGCUUGCUGUGAAUACAUGAAGCUCCAUUUAAACCCCUCAAACUGUCUGGCUGUCAGGGCGUUUGCUGAAAGCCACAAUCGAGUUGACCUUAUGGACAUGGCUGACCUCUAUGCCUGUGACCAUUUCCCAGAUGUGGUAGAGUGUGAAGACUUUGUUAAUAUGUCACCCCAACACCUCUACAAAUUGCUCUCCUCUGGGGACCUUAAUAUUGUGAAUGAAAAGCAGGUGUACAAUGCAGCCAUUAAGUGGCUUCAAGCAAACCUACAACACCAUGAUGGAUGGCUGGAUGAAAUCAUUUCACAGGUGCGUCUGCCCUUAUUACCAAUUGACUUCCUAAUGUCAGUUGUGGCCAAAGAAAACCUGAUAAAGCACAACUUAAAAUGCAGAGACUUUCUGGAUGAAGCAAGGAACUAUCACCUUCAUAUGAACAGUCGUGCAGUGCCCGAAUUUGAGUAUACCAUUCGUACCACACCAAGGAAACAGACUGCUGGUGUUCUUUUUUGUGUGGGAGGACGUGGAGGCUCUGGAGAUCCUUUUCGCAGUAUCGAAUGUUAUUCAUUAAGCAAGAAUAGUUGGUUUUUUGGUCCUGAAAUGAACAACCGCAGACGUCAUGUGGGCGUAAUCUCUGUUGGUGGUAAGGUCUAUGCAGUUGGUGGACACGAUGGGAACGAACAUUUAGGAAGCAUGGAGGUAUUUGAUCCCAUGACUAAUAAAUGGAUGAUGAAAGCCUCAAUGAAUACAAAGAGGAGGGGAAUUGCGUUGUCUUCUAUUGGUGGCCCAAUAUAUGCAAUUGGAGGCUUGGAUGACAACACCUGCUUCAGUGAAGUUGAGAGAUAUGACAUUGAAUGUGACAACUGGAGGGCUGUUGCUCCAAUGAAUACUCCUCGUGGGGGUGUUGGGUCUAUUGCUCUUAUGAAUCAUGUGUAUGCUGUAGGAGGAAAUGAUGGUGUAGCUUCUCUCUCAAGUGUAGAGCGGUAUGACCCACAUCUGGAUAAAUGGGUUGACAUUAAGGAGAUGGGCCAUCGGAGGGCUGGCAAUGGGGUUAGUGAACUCCAUGGCUGCUUAUAUGUAGUAGGGGGUUUUGAUGACAACUCUCCCCUGAGUUCUGUAGAACGAUAUGAUCCUCGUGUGAACAAGUGGGAGUAUGUGGCAGAACUAACUACCCCUAGGGGGGGAGUUGGCAUAGCGACAUUAAUGGGCAAAAUAUAUGCAGUUGGUGGGCACAAUGGCAAUACAUAUCUCAACACCGUUGAAUCUUAUGACCCACGCAUAAACAGAUGGGAGCUGGUGGGGUUCUGUUGCCCAUUGCAGAGCUGGUGCAGGAGUUGCAGUUUGUGCUUGUCUUUGUAGCCAGAUUAGAGAUAUUGGCCAGGGAUCCAGCAACGUUGUGGACUGCAUGUAACCAAUUGGAGCAAACUAAGCACGACAGCUGGUUCUUCAGUCAAGAGCAUCAGUUUAUCUAUUGGGGGCCCUGUUAAUUACACCAGUGCAAAUGUGAUAAUAUUCUCUGGUUACAUUUGUUGUAGUUUAAUAAUUAACUCCAUGUUUCAGAACAGUGUUUAAUUGGCCGUGUUUGCACUUAGCUCCACUGUGGCGUUUGUCGUAGUGUGGAUGUGAAUCGUAAUAAUUUUUAAGCAAUACUUGGUCCCUGCUUGUGAUGCAGAUUUUGUUUAAUAUUCAUAGGGAAAAUAAACUCUAAUUUAUUUGUUGAAGUGCCAAAUGUUUUUAGCAUAAUAUACACUUUUGUGGAGAAAUAUAUUUUUGUGUCCUUCUGUACAUAUGAUGUAUCGUUUUGAAGAUUUAUAUAAUAAAAUAUUUAUUAAAAAUGG